This is a messenger RNA of Cydia splendana, 784 nucleotides long. RefSeq names its product gonadal protein gdl (gene gdl). The record is from RefSeq and is a predicted model, not a curated record. The coding region runs from base 121 to 651 and encodes 176 amino acids. Lineage: Eukaryota; Metazoa; Arthropoda; Insecta; Lepidoptera; Tortricidae. The transcript is spliced from 4 exons.
GUUUCUCAUUUUCUCUUCUCCCACUCAAUGUCGUUUAAUAAGAUUAGCAGUAAUAGGAGUAGCGUAUAGUAUUUUUUUAUUUAGUCUAAAAGUUACAUUUAUCUACUUUAAUGUAAAACAAUGGAGGCAAUAGAAUUUAUUGAACAAACACCAGAAGUCUUGCAAAGGAAACUGUAUUUUUUAUUGGAACAACUACAAGAUAUGGCCAGGGAGCUCCCACCAAAGUACCAGAUGCGAGUGCCCAUUGAGCUUCUUUCUGGGCUAGCUAACUGCCUUUUGAACGACACUGUUUUUGAAAUAGUCAAAGGCUUAAUGGAAAUACAACAUGUAACUGAAAAACAUUUGUUCCAGCAAAGGUUGCAAAUAAUAAGCAGACAUACAUUGGAAAUUCAAAAUAUGGUCAAUAGUACUCCAAGUCAAGAAGAAUUAGAAUUGCAGAGGGCAAUCUUGUUAACAAAACACAAAGAAGAAAUUAAACAAACAGAUAUGAAACUUGUUAUCCAGUUGGAUCAAAAAGUGAGCGAUCAACAAGUGACACUGGAAAAAGCUGGAGUGCCAGGGUUUUUUGUCACAAAUAAACCUAUUGAAGUUAAAGUGCAAAUGUAUCUCCUAGAUUUUAUAUUGAGGCUAAGCAAGAUGGACAUUCCUUGACAAUUGUGUUUUUCAAUAUGGAUAAUAUUUUGUAUGGGUACCAUAAAUAGAUGUGACAAAUAUUGAAUUUAGUAACAUAUUAUAUUUUAGUUUAUCGGAUGCUUUGAUGCACUGUGACUCAUGUCAUGUACCU